CACACGGACCUUCAGGGCAAUCAGAGGAGACAUUUGAAGCUCUCCUCAGCUGAGUUGCUGAAGUGGACUAUUGCAUUUGGCAGAAGUGAGAGGAGGAAGAGGAGGAGAAGAGGAAAGUCUUCGUGGCAGAAAAUUGAGAUGGUGGAAGAAAAAGAGAAGCUGUUGGAAAGAGUGAGGCAGAAAAUGUGAGUGUCACAGCUAGACAGAUACGUGGAGAGAGUGAGUUUACAGGAGCAGAGCUGAAGGGCUUAUCUGUUACACACAUGGAUUGGACUCAAAAACAGCCCGGUGCCAUGUGUUCCUAUGACAUGCUGAUGUUACAGUAAUCGAGAGCAAGUGGGAUAAAGAAGGAAGUGGAGGAGAGAAAAGAAAGACGGUGCACAUUGAAUUGUUUCAGCAGGAGGCGGGACACCAAGCUAUGAAGGAGUGGAGCAGUAUUGCUUUUCACAAUUGAGAAAGAUUAGUAACAGAGCAACCCAGGCUGCUGAGGAGCCUGACAAAGGCCUACUGGACAUGACAAGACCAAGAUCAUGUCAGUAGUCAGUAGGACAGGAGCACAGAAAGAGGAUACGCGUGAGGCAAGACAGACGAUAGAAGACAAAGUGAAAGAUAUAAUAAGGCAGAUGAUUAGAUAGAUAAAAGGAGCAGUAGAAGCAGAAGGUGAGAAGUGAGGGUAAAAUAAGAAGGGUGAAAAGAGGCAGAGAUUAAAUAAAAUACUGUACUAUCAGGAAAAGAAUAGACAGCAGAAGAUACAGCUCCUGGAGAGUAAAAGUCUGGACGGAUUCAGAGGAUAGGUGCUGCCAGUGUUUGGAGAUCAGCAGAAGAAAAAAGCAGCAGUCACGAUGUUCAUGAACUUUCGUCGUAUUCACAAGUGCCAGGUCAUGCAGCUGCUGACUACAUGCAUGGUGCUGUGUGUGGUGAUGGUCUGUUGGGAUGAGUUGGACCACCACGUGGUCAGCCACAUGAGGUCCUACUCAUACCGCUACCUGGUCAACAGCUACGACUUUCUCAAUUCUUCCUUCAACAUCAGCUCCAACCAUCACAGAAAGGAUGGUUCUAAUGAUGUCGAUGGCAGGUUAGUGAACUAUCAAUACCUUUUCAACCACCCAGGUAAAUGUGGAGGUGGAGAUGGGAAAAGCCGGGAUGAUGUCCUCCUGCUUCUGUUUGUCAAAUCAUCACCAGAGAACUUUGAGCGCCGUCAGGCCAUCAGGGACACAUGGGGGAAUGAGAGCUUUGUAAGGGCCGAACAGGGGGCGACUGUGAGGCUGGUGUUCGCCCUUGGCGUACACCCAGAUGUCGGGCAGAGAUCCAGGGUGCAGAGCGCACUGAUGCAGGAGGACCAUAUCUACGGAGACCUCAUCCAGCAGAACUUUUUGGACACCUUCCACAACCUGACUGCCAAACUGAUCCUGCAGUUUCACUGGGGACACAAGUACUGCCCUCAGGCACGCUUCCUCAUGUCUGCAGAUGACGACAUCUUCGUCCACAUGCCCAAUUUGGUGAAGUACCUGCGGCAGUUGCUGAGUAAAAAAUCAGAGGCCAAAGACCUUUGGGUGGGGCAUGUACACAGAGGAGCCCCUCCUAUUCGCCGUAAAGACAGCAAAUACUACGUUCCCUAUGAUCUGUACCCCUGGCCUUCUUACCCAGACUACACUGCUGGAGCGGGGUACGUGGUUUCAGGGGACGUGGCCGCUAAGAUCUACCAAGCAACUCUGGUGCUGAACUCCUCCAUUUACAUCGACGACGUCUUUAUGGGGAUUUGUGCCAAAGCCAUGGGGGUCUCUCCCCAGGAGCAUGGGUACUUCUCAGGGGAGGGCAAGGCCCCAUACCACCCCUGCAUUUAUUAUCACAUGAUCACAUCGCACGGCCACACCACAGAUGUGCACUCACUAUGGCAGGCUGCAACAGACCCUACAGUGUACAGCAACUCCAGAGGAUUUAUGGGUAAUCUGUACUGCACAGUGAAGAGAGUGAUGCUGCUGUGUCUGCCAUAUUACCAGAACACGUACUCCUGUAUGGCUGCUUUUACAUAAAUGGUCUUCAGGUGACACAAGGACUGCUGAAUGCUAAAUGUACCACACAAACAAAUGACGGUACUUCACACAAACAGUCAGCCAUGUUUUGUUUUCUCUUUCAUGUUAUAUUUCACUGUUUACUGGCUAUUUGCUCUAUUGUAAUAAAGAUAUAAAUCUGUUCUGUUAAGCAAACUAAUGCACUCCUUUGUUUUUGUCAUCAACCUUUAGAGAAGGACUAUAAUAAAAUGUUCAAGAACA
Cottoperca gobio is the source of this 2273-nucleotide messenger RNA. RefSeq names its product UDP-GlcNAc:betaGal beta-1,3-N-acetylglucosaminyltransferase 5a (gene b3gnt5a). Gene Ontology annotation, biological process: protein O-linked glycosylation. Bases 843 to 2033 code for a protein of 396 amino acids. The record is from RefSeq and is a predicted model, not a curated record. The transcript is spliced from 2 exons. Gene Ontology annotation, molecular function: N-acetyllactosaminide beta-1,3-N-acetylglucosaminyltransferase activity. Lineage: Eukaryota; Metazoa; Chordata; Actinopteri; Perciformes; Bovichtidae. Gene Ontology annotation, cellular component: Golgi membrane.